AUGUCCUCGGUUUUUAUUUCUUCUGUUACAGUAGUCCUUUUCGGCGCUUUUGUCACGGCACAAUACUACAAUGCUGGGAAUAUGGCAGGGAUUGGUUGCGUGAUUACGGUAUGGAACUGCAGAAGAGUUUACAUAAUUUAGGGGGACAAAUUGUUUUCUCAUGGGAAUUAUAUCCGAGAUCUGAAGGCAGAAGAAGUCGAGGAGCUCCAGAAAUAUAAAACUGAUAUUGCAGCCUUCCAAAAGGUGAGUUAUACACAUUGAGUAACAUUGCGCAACAUAGGCGAUUGGAGAAGUUUAUGCCCAAGCUGAGGUGUAUAACGGAACAGCCGUGACUCUCCCAUCAUUACCACCAAGACCCACGAUCCCUGCCUUCUGCACUGGCAAUGAAACCACACUAUAUGUAUUAGGUAUGCUCAAAUUAUUUACUUUUUAAAAUCGUAUUAAUUUUAGGCUCUUGCACUGUGCAAAACCACAAGGUUUACGUUAGCGGAAAGUUUGCGCGAGAAUUAAACGAAGACGAAAAAAAUAAAUUGGAGGAAUUUAAUCAGAAAUUAGCCAAAAAUCAGGCAUUAAUUACGGAAACGGAGACCGAUUCCAACUCGACAAUGACAGAAAGUUCAGCCACAUCACAAGUCCCAACUCUCGAUUUCUGUACUGA
This is a messenger RNA of Bursaphelenchus xylophilus (pine wood nematode), 658 nucleotides long. The record is from the annotation of a GenBank genome assembly. Lineage: Eukaryota; Metazoa; Nematoda; Chromadorea; Rhabditida; Aphelenchoididae.